GUCGGCAGCAGGGCAUGUGCGUUUAGACGUGCAUGUAUUGGUAUGUGCGUUCGUGUCUUUGCAUCCUGGUGUGACUUGGGUGUCUCACGUUCAACAAAGUCUUUGUGAAUAUGAAUAUAUCAGAGAAGAAAAGUAGUGUCAGGGGCCAUCUUUUAGCCCCCCCCAACCCCCACCCCCACAUUAUAUACGUGUGAGUAGGUUGUGCGAACAGUACAUUUUGUUAAAUUGGGAAACCUGAGAAUUUCCGCCACUGAAGGAGCGGAGCUUGAAAAGGGCGAUGGCGACAUACAUACUGACCACUUCUUUCAGUCCUCUGAGGUCUGAGCUGGAUGAGACCCCUCCGCCACAGAAGCACAGACAUGUUGGCACUGCUACUGACUGUUGUGACCUUCACACUAGCUGAUGGACGGACCAUCUUACCCCCCCUACCCAUGAAUGACGGGUGCUACCAGGUGGAGUCCGAGCUGGAGCUAUUCAGAGUGGAGAGUGAGCCCAUGAUCCUCUCUUUCCCCAUCUUCCAGAGUGUCCUAGAGGUUCGAAAAAUUGCCCCCCGAACAGCCAAAUAUCUCAUUGUCAGAGCCAACAGCUCAGCUGAGUCUGAGCACGCUGGGCGGGUUCAAAGGCAUGACCAGCAGCUGUGGCUCCUCCCAGCUCUGGCCUCUGACUCUGGAGUGUACACCUGCACCUACAGAAAUGAAAGCUACUGCGUCACCGGAAACAUCACAGUGCAUGUGUACCAGACAGCCUCUGCAUCUGUGGACAAACUGUUGUAUCCAAUCCAAGUCAUGGUGGGAGAUAAGCAGACGCUAAGAUGUCCCUCAGUGGGUCCCUUCAACAGGACGGAGCAGCCGACCCAGUGGUCAAGUAACUCUCCUGCUCGGCACCGACUGAGCUCCUUCUACCAUCGCAGAGGGAACCUGCUUAUCCCUGCGGUGAAGACCUCGGAUGCAGGUCUCUACAGCUGCCGGGUUCAAGUGAUAAUCAGUGCCCGGCGAUACAACGUCAGCCGGAUCAUUCUGCUACAUGUGGAAGAGCCAGAGCCAACAUCAAGCAGCGCCCUUCCUGACCCAUCUGGAACCACCGUCAAGCCUCACAAACCUUCUGUGACACCCCCAGUGAUUAUUUCACCUCAAAACGGAACUCAGUUUGAGGGUUCCCAUGGCUCCGGCCUGGAACUUUUCUGCCAAGUAGAUACUGGAUGUCAGCAGGUGGAUUCUACGGAGGUCACAUGGUUUGUCAAUGGCCAAUCAGUGGAGUCAUCUUACCUGGACGGGCGAGCUCUGGAGGGACGCAGGGUGACGUGGCUAUCUGACCGCUGCCGGAUUGAAAUGAGGCUGAUCAUCGUCGCCUUGUCAGAUGCAGACAUGAACACAGAGCUGAAGUGUGUGGCCCAGAAUCCAGCAGGAAAACAGGAAGUUGUCAUGCAGCUGAAUUUGCAUGACUCCAUUGUCACAUGGGUGGUCGUUGCUACGGUUGCCACAUCCAUUUUCCUGAGUGUCGUCUCCAUCUUCUUCUAUAUCCUCUUCAAACCCAUGCGAAAGAAGAAAACGGAUUACUUCCUUGCCAGGCAAAAUAGUGUCUUCUAGACCUGCAAAUGCUUCAGCAAACAACCUUUUCUUACCCAAGUUGAACAAUGUCAUCAUAUUUUCUUAUAUUACAUCCGCACACUUUUUUCUGCUAUACAGGUAUUCGACAACAAAAGAUUUAUAUAGCUUAAAAUGCAUUGUAUGUGUACGAGUAUUCAAGCCGAUGUCGGACCAAUGCCUGACCCCUAGAUUUUAUAUAAUUUACAUCUGUGUGAGAUUGUGACAGGGGCCUUCCUCUCAUAAUUUCAUAUGGAAAUAUUUGAUAAGAUGUCGUUUGAUGAAUAAAAAAAG
Molecule: messenger RNA, 1877 nt
Organism: Synchiropus splendidus (mandarinfish)
Lineage: Eukaryota; Metazoa; Chordata; Actinopteri; Syngnathiformes; Callionymidae
Product: interleukin-1 receptor type 2
Exons: 10
Coding region: 330-1586 (418 amino acids)
Molecular function (GO): interleukin-1 receptor activity
Source: RefSeq, a predicted model, not a curated record